CUUGAUGUCUUCAGGUACGAACGCUUCGGCGUCCGACCAGCUGAGUCUGGCCCUGGCCUGGAACCGCGUGGACAUCGCUCGGAGCCAGAUCUUCGUCUACGGCCUGCACUGGCCCGUGAGCACUUCGGCAUUCCUCGGUCUGUCCGUCUGACCUCAUCUCUGACCUCAGCAUUUCUGUUUCUCAGCCUGCCGGCGCCGUGGCGGCUGACCGGCCCAAAAGCCCGGCGGCGCAGCGCCAACCGGCCGGAAAGGGAAAAGUCAGAGGAAAGAAAGGCAAAGGAGGGAAAGCCAAAGCGGAACUGCCGGAGGAAACCGACCCGCGGAAACUGGAGCUGCUCAGCUGGGUGAACUCCCUGGAACAGGCCAUGAUGGACGCUCUGGUUCUGGACCGGGUGGACUUUGUGAAGCUCCUGAUUGAAAACGGCGUCAACAUCCAUCACUUCCUGACGAUUCCGCGCUUAGAAGAACUUUACAACACGAAGCUGGGUCCUGUGAAUACGCUCCACUUUGUGGUACGAGACGUGAAGAAGGGGAAUCUUCCUCCAGAUUACCAGAUUACUCUGAUCGACAUUGGGCUGGUUCUGGAGUUCCUAAUGGGUGGGGCCUACCGCUGCAACUACACCAGGAAGAACUUCAGGACACUGUACAACAACCUGUACGGUCUGAAACGACCCAAAGCUCUGAAGUUGCUUGGGAUGGAGGACGAUGAGCCGCGGCCAAAGGGAAAAGGGAAGAAGAACAAGAAGAAGGAGGAGGAGGUGGACAUCGAUGUGGAUGACCCUGAGGUCAGCAGGUUCCAGUAUCCCUUCCAUGAGCUCAUGGUGUGGGCUGUGCUGAUGAAGCGCCAGAAGAUGGCGCUGUUCCUGUGGCAGCGGGGCGAAGAGGCCAUGGCCAAAGCUCUGGUGGCUUGUAAGCUCUACAAGGCCAUGGCCCAUGAAUCCUCCCAGAGCGAGCUGGUGGACGACAUCUACCAGGACCUGGAGAACAACUCCAAGGAGUUUGGUCAGCUGGCCUAUGAACUGCUGGAUCAGUCGUACAAACACGACGAGCAGCUAGCCAUGAAGAUGUUGACCUAUGAGCUGAAGAACUGGAGUAACUCCACCUGCCUGAAGCUGGCUGUAGCUGCCAAACACAGAGACUUCAUCGCUCACACCUGCAGCCAGAUGCUGUUGACUGACAUGUGGAUGGGCUGUCUGAGGAUGGGCAAGAGCAACAGCCUGAAGGUGAUUUUAGGAAUUAUUUUCCCCCCCGCCAUCCUGUUCCUUGAAUUCAGACUUGGAGAUGAAACUUCUCACCAUUCAUGGAAAGAAAACACUACUGGGAAAACUAAAGAUGAGAAUAAAUCCAACAAGGAUGCCGCCUCCAAUGUCGACACAACGUCCAAGAAAGGAGAUGAAGAAGAGAACCAGAAGAAAAACCUAAGGAUUCCCAUUGGGAGGAAGAUCUACGAGUUUUACAACGCCCCUUUCACCAAGUUCUGGUUCAACACGAUCUCAUACCUGGUGUACCUCAUGCUCUAUAACUACAUCAUCCUGGUGAAGAUGGAACGCUGGCCCUCUCUGCAGGAGUGGAUAGUCAUCUCCUACAUUAUCACCCUGGGGCUGGAGAAAGUCAGACAGAUCCUCAUGUCAGAGCCAGGGAAGCUGAAACAGAAGAUCAGUGUGUGGUUGGAGGACUACUGGAACAUCACUGACCUGGUGGCCAUCUCUGUCUUCCUGCUUGGCCUCCUGCUGCGGCUCCAGGGCGAGCCCUCCAUGGGCUAUGGACGAGUCAUCUACUGUGUUGACAUCAUCUUCUGGUACAUCCGUGUCCUUGACAUCUUUGGAGUCAACAAGUACCUGGGCCCCUACGUCAUGAUGAUCGGCAAGAUGAUGAUUGACAUGCUGUACUUCGUAGUCAUCAUGCUGGUGGUGUUGAUGAGUUUUGGGGUGGCUCGGCAGGCCAUCCUCCAUCCAGAUGAGGAACCCACAUGGCGCCUGGCCAGGAACAUCUUCUACAUGCCGUACUGGAUGAUCUACGGAGAAGUGUUUGCAGACUCCAUAGACCGUAAGACUAGCGUCCAUAGUAAGCCAUCUGUUAAUCUCCCCUCAGUUUCCCCCAUCCUGGACCUGACUGCCUGGGCUCCAUGUGGAGACAACAUGUAUGAUGAAGAUGGGAAGAAGCUUCCUCCAUGUAUUCCUGGAGCCUGGCUGACCCCGGCCAUCAUGGCGUGUUACCUGCUGGUGGCCAACAUCCUCCUGGUCAACCUGCUCAUUGCCGUCUUCAAGUUAGUUUACACUUCAACAGGAUCUACAGACAGAUCAGUUCCUGGUUUUCAGCAGAACGCUGCUUUCAGUCAGACCUGA
Molecule: messenger RNA, 2345 nt
Organism: Xiphophorus couchianus (Monterrey platyfish)
Lineage: Eukaryota; Metazoa; Chordata; Actinopteri; Cyprinodontiformes; Poeciliidae
Product: transient receptor potential cation channel subfamily M member 1-like
Exons: 14
Coding region: 366-2345 (659 amino acids)
Biological process (GO): metal ion transport; monoatomic cation transmembrane transport
Cellular component (GO): plasma membrane
Molecular function (GO): calcium channel activity
Source: RefSeq, a predicted model, not a curated record